AUGGAGAGCCUCACAAAUGACGAAAAGCAGCAGCGACUUACCGAAGAACUACAGAUACUUCAAAUCAUGCCGCGACUUAGAAUCGCGCUGCCCGCGCGGCCGAGAGGUGUCGCCGCUAUGCCGGCCAACGAUCGGAAGCUCAAGCUCCUUGAUGACAUAGCCAUGGCUGUCUCAACGGGGGAGAGUGGCAAGACGGUAGCUGUCGUAGUGCAAGAAAGGGACAACCGUGCUGUACACUUCACGCUGGCCGUAAACGGGCUGCCUGGGCCACGCGACAAAGCCGCUGCUGAGCAGUUUUUUGGAUCCUUGCUUCACCCAGAGGAGCAGUUUGAGGUACACAUGAUGAACACCAUAAGAAGCUACGCCAUGCCGCGCAUUGAGCGCCUGGCUAAGAAAGUCACCGACGCCUCCGAGAUGUUCCUCGGGGGUGGAUUUAUAGACUUGCUGGAGGACUGCAGCUGGGGACCUCACAAAGACCAAUUGCCGGGAUUCGAAUUCAUGAAAACAAAGCUUGCACGUCUUGAAGGUGCCUCCAUGCCCACAUGUCUCGCAAUGGUAUUCAGCCACCUCCACGAAUCCGCCGCCAAGCUUUCUGAGCCAGCAAAUGAAUCAGCCGGCGGUUCCCCCUCGCAUGCGAAGUGGAUUAAUUCGAUUAUCCUCUUUGCGUAUUACCUGGCUCGAGCUUCCGUCUUCUCCAUCCUCGCCAGCCACCCAGAAUGCAAAGGGAAUACGCGUUUCCUCAGCUUGUUCAGGUAUAGGCUAUCCAUGCUCGGAAGAUACUUUGGCUGUCUAGAGCGUCUGAAAGCACUUGUCCACUACGCUGGAGGGAAUAUAUCAUGGGAGUGGUACUGCGAAACUGGUGCGGGGAUCGUCAACGAUUACCCGGUUACUAUGCGUCGAUCCCAUCUGGAAAUCAUUAGAUCUGGGUUGCCCCAGUGGAUGGAUGACGAUGACAGAGAGGAGGCAGACAUGAUUUUGGGGAAAGAAUGUCCAAAAUACAAGAAGACGGUUCUAGUUUCGACUCACCCCGCUCUCCGGCUCAUUCUUGGGACCAGAGGGUCUCAUCUCCAACUCAUAGGUUGCAGUGAUGGGAUCUGUCUCACCACCGGAGAGUGGAUAGAGGAAUAUAACUUGGCGAAGAAGACAGAGUGGCGGUUCGGCCCGUCCUUGAGAGAAUCCGACCCAUCAUUCGCUCUGACACAUAUAUUUUCAUUCGAGGACAAGGUCUACGAUAUAGUUGAAAAUAUGAGGGGCCUUGCCGUUAACGACGAGAUGAGGCCUCGCGAUCACGAUUACUAA
Messenger RNA from Gloeophyllum trabeum ATCC 11539, 1299 nucleotides. RefSeq lists its product as uncharacterized. NCBI's taxonomy places the organism in Eukaryota, Fungi, Basidiomycota, Agaricomycetes, Gloeophyllales, Gloeophyllaceae. The transcript is spliced from 2 exons. Bases 1 to 1299 code for a protein of 432 amino acids. The record is from RefSeq and is a predicted model, not a curated record.